Messenger RNA from Cheilinus undulatus (humphead wrasse), 1116 nucleotides. Its product is annotated as P2Y purinoceptor 14-like. The record is from RefSeq and is a predicted model, not a curated record. The transcript has 3 exons. NCBI's taxonomy places the organism in Eukaryota, Metazoa, Chordata, Actinopteri, Labriformes, Labridae. The coding region runs from base 1 to 1116 and encodes 371 amino acids. Gene Ontology annotation, molecular function: G protein-coupled purinergic nucleotide receptor activity. Gene Ontology annotation, cellular component: membrane. Gene Ontology annotation, biological process: G protein-coupled receptor signaling pathway.
AUGCAGGACAUGGAACAAGUGUCCCCUGUCCUCAAUCUGUCAUCAGCAUCCACCCAAACCAACAUGAACGCUUCGUCUCACUGCGAUCAGGAUCAGCUGGACUCUUCAGCCAGCCUUUUCUUCAUCGUGGUCUACGGUCUGGUGUUUCUGGUGGGUUUGCUCCUGAACGGGUUCACGCUGAAGUUUUACUUCUGCAGCGCUCAGCAGCAGGCAUCCAGCAGCGUGACCAUCUACCUGAAGAACCUGGCAGCUGCAGACUUCCUGAUCAGCCUCUGCCUCCCCAUCAGGAUCAGCCACUUCACCAGCAGAUCCGUCACCAUAUUCAGGGUCUACUGCAACUUUGGGGCCUCGGUGUUCUACCUGAACAUGUACGCCAGCAUCCUGUUCAUGGGUUACAUCGCAGCUAACAGGUAUCUGAAGAUCGUCCAUCCUCUAGGAACUCACAUCCUGCAGACGGUACGAGCUGCCCACAUCAUCUCUGUGCUAACCUGGGUGGUCCUCCUGGCUAUGACAACCUCCUACGCCACUGUUUCUGUUCUCACCCAGGGAUCACUGCAGUCUGACGCCAACACACUGACCUGUGACGACCUUCACAGCAAACAGCUCAGCCUUUUUUAUAAAGUCAUCCACAUCUUCUCUGCCGCCAUCUUCGUCGUCGUCCUUGGCUCCCUCGUCUUCUUCUACUACAGCACCUCCCGCAGGCUGUCAGAAGCUCAGCAGAGGCAGCCAGCGUCCUCCAGCUCUAAGAAGCUUGCCAAAUCCCGCAGGAACAUGUUGGUGCUGGUCAGUGUCUUCUGUGUCUGCUUCGUCCCGUACCACCUGGUCCGCCUACCAUACGCGUUUCUGAAGAGGAAGUGCUUGUGGGGUCAGACCUUCUUCUACCUGAAGGAGCUGACCAUUAUGGUGUCUGUCUUUAACGUCUGCCUGGAUCCGCUCAUCUACUUCAUCUUCUGCAAAGCCUUCAGGGCCAAGCUGAGCCUGAGGAGGGUGUUCAGCACCGAUCCAGAUCCAACGCUUGGAAAGAACACCGAGAGGAGGAGCAGCGACUGGAAGAUGAGCUCCAUCGUGCUGAACAGGAAGACUUCACUCUCGACCAUGAAGCCAAGCAUGCUUUAG